Tripterygium wilfordii is the source of this 1790-nucleotide messenger RNA. RefSeq names its product 1-aminocyclopropane-1-carboxylate synthase-like. Lineage: Eukaryota; Viridiplantae; Streptophyta; Magnoliopsida; Celastrales; Celastraceae. Gene Ontology annotation, molecular function: pyridoxal phosphate binding; transaminase activity; 1-aminocyclopropane-1-carboxylate synthase activity. Bases 146 to 1558 code for a protein of 470 amino acids. The transcript is spliced from 3 exons. Gene Ontology annotation, biological process: amino acid metabolic process; biosynthetic process. The record is from RefSeq and is a predicted model, not a curated record.
CCACCAAUUCCUUUCCUUUCCAUUCCCAUUCCCAUUCCCAUUCCCAUUCCCAUUCCAUCCAAAGCCUUACAAGCACUCCUCUCUCUUUCUCAAGUCUUCAAGUUGUGGAUUAUUUUCCAUUUCAAUCACAGAACAGAAAUUAAUAAUGAAGUUGCUGUCUAGGAAAGCUACGUGCAACUCUCAUGGCCAAGAUUCUUCAUACUUCCUAGGAUGGCAGGAAUAUGAGAAGAACCCAUACCAUGAAAUCAACAAUCCCGACGGCAUCAUUCAGAUGGGUCUUGCAGAAAACCAGCUCUCAUUCGAUCUUCUUGAGUCAUGGCUUGAAAAGAACCCUGACGCAGCUGGGUUCAAGAGAGAUGGUCAGUCCAUAUUCAGAGACCUUGCUCUCUUCCAGGAUUAUAAUGGUCUCCCAGCCUUCAAAAAUGCAUUGGUGGAAUUUAUGUCAGAAAUAAGAGGCAACAAAGUCUCCUUUGAUCCCAACAAGAUAGUCCUCACUGCCGGUGCAACUAGUGCCAAUGAGACCCUCAUGUUUUGUCUUGCUGACCCCGGCGACGCCUUUCUUCUUCCAACACCAUACUAUCCAGGAUUUGAUAGAGAUCUCAAGUGGCGAACAGGGGUUGAAAUUGUACCAAUUCAUUGUGCAAGCUCCAAUGGCUUUCAAAUUACUGAACCAGCUCUCCAACAAGCCUACCAAGAAGCACAACAACGUAACUUGAGAGUCAAAGGUGUUCUUGUCACCAACCCAUCUAAUCCUCUAGGCACAUCAAUGACUCGACCUGAACUCAAUCUCCUCCUCAACUUCAUCACUGAAAAAGAUAUUCAUCUCAUCAGUGACGAGAUUUAUUCCGGAACCGUAUUUAGCUCUCCGGGGUUCGUUUCCAUAAUGGAAGUACUCAAGGAGAGGAAAUGUGACAUUAACACUAGUCAAGUAUGGAACCAAGUCCAUAUCGUGUAUAGUCUCUCAAAAGACCUUGGUCUCCCCGGUUUUCGAGUUGGCGCAAUCUACUCCAACGAUGAGAUGGUUGUAGCCGCAGCGACAAAGAUGUCAAGUUUCGGCCUCAUUUCGUCACAAACUCAGUAUCUUCUCUCUGAAAUGUUAUCUGAUAAAAAGUUUAUGAACAAGUACAUGAAGGAGAACCAAAAGAGGCUUAAACAAAGACAUCAAAUGCUCGUCUCUGGUCUUGACAAAGUGGGCAUAAGCUGUCUUAAAAGCAAUGCUGGCUUGUUUUGCUGGGUUGACAUGCGACAUCUCUUGAGGUCCAAUACUUUUGAAGCUGAGCUUGAGCUAUGGAGAAAGAUUGUCUGCGAUGUUCGUUUGAACAUCUCUCCUGGCUCUUCCUGCCAUUCUACCGAGCCAGGGUGGUUUAGAGUUUGCUUUGCCAACAUGUCCGAAGAAACCUUAAGCAUUGCAAUGGGAAGAUUGAAGACAUAUGUGGACUCCAUCACCAAUAUUAAUACUAUCAACAACCACCGGAACGCCAAAAGUUCUAGAAGAAGGUCACUCACCAAGUGGGUUUUCCGGCUAUCGUUUGAUGACCGUGAGCCUGAACAACGAUAGUCUGGAGUCUCAAGUUUUUUUUUGCCAAGAAAUUUUUUUGGCUGAUUAUCUUAUUUUACUUUAAAAAAUAUAUAUAUAAUGUAGAAAAUGCACUCGGUCCCAUGUGGAUUAGAAGUGGCUCUAGCUUUGUCUAUACAAAUUGUCAAGUUCUCCUUCCAAGAGAAAAUCUUCUCCAUUCUUUUACUGUGUGAUUUAUUAUAAUAUUAGAACAUGUGACAUCAUAUGAUGCAAA